AUGCAUGCCCUGAAGUCGGUGACAGUCAUCGAACACGACGGUAGUCUAAGCCGUAACGACAUUUACUUUGGCGACAACCAUUCAUUCAAUGCAAAGAUUUGGGAAUCGGUAGCGGUCGCCUUCACAAACACUACCAUCAGCAUCCCAACAGCUGCCAAGGCGAGGGUCGCGCGCUUGCAAGCCGCCGCUGCUGCUAAUCCUGAGUUCAACCUGACGGCCGAUGGUACUCAAUUCAGCUUCAUUGAGACUGCUCUCUAUCUCUCUGUUUUCGGAAACCUAGAUGAUGGCAAUGCCAACACCGAAUGGGUGAAGGUCUUAUUCACGCAAGAACGUCUGCCAUUCCGGGAAGGGUUCUCAAGGGCAAGCUCGCCAAUCACUGCAGCAGGCAUCCUGGGCUUAGUCGCUAAAGUGGCGGCUGCAAGUGUCUGA
Messenger RNA from Colletotrichum fioriniae, 429 nucleotides. Lineage: Eukaryota; Fungi; Ascomycota; Sordariomycetes; Glomerellales; Glomerellaceae. The record is from RefSeq and is a predicted model, not a curated record.